UCAUAAAGAACCUAAAAACGAAACUAAAAAAGAAAUGUAAAACAAAACAUUAAGUGCUGAAAAGUAAAAAUAAAAACGGAAAAAAGUCACCGAGUGCAGACAAAACGAAGCUGAACUCAGUGGGAGGAGAGAUAGAAACGCAAGCAAGGGAGAAGAGACGAUGAUGAUUACCCGGAGACCCGUUUCGAGUCCGGGUCAGGUCGAGAAGUAUCCGCCGCCUUUCAUGGGGUUCUUGAAGAGCAACAGCAACGGCGGGAGCAGAGGGAGAAGCAAAGGAAGGUCCCGCGCGAGCCCUCUCUUCGUCCGCCGGAACAAAUCUGCGGCGGCCGCGGUGAGUCAAGAGCCGUCGUCUCCGAAAGUCACUUGCAUGGGUCAGGUCCGAGUCAAGCGAUCGAAGCCCAAAAUUAAACCCGAGUCUCGCGAAAACCCGACCCGAAAACGAUGCGAGUGGAUCCGCAACGGUCUCGCGGGGAAAAUCAAAUCGUCGUCGUUUUGGCCCAAAUGGAAACUGUUCACGUUUCCGUGUUCUCGCCAGAAACCGAAGAGCGACGAGAAAGAGAAAGAGAAAGACUCUCCGGUGAGUCAAUUUCAUCGCCCCGUAACGGAAUCAUCAUCCGUAGAAGUUGUAGAGCUAAACGAAGACGAAGAGGAAGAAGAAAAUUUCAAAAUCGCGUCGCCGGCUUCCUCCGCAACGCCGCCGAUAAACGCUCUUUUGCUGACGAGAAGCAGAUCCGCGCCGUACAGUUCGUCUUCGCUGGCUUUCAGAUUCUGGGAAGAAAAUAACGAACGAGAAGCAGAAUCGCGAAAGGAAAGGGAGCGAAAUGUUAGAUCGGAAGUUGCCGUCGGAGCCACCGGGAAAAUGAACGGGGUUAACGAGCCGGAAGCGAACAUUGGCGGGGAUGAGUUAGGGAUUGUGCGGCGGCGGGAGCUGACAAGGAGCAAAUCGGCCCCGGCGAGGAUCGGGGAGAAGAUGGUGUGCUUCUGGAUGAAGAAGAAGGUUAGGCAGGGUUUUGGUCUGUCACGUGAUUAGUCACUCCACUUGACUAAUUCUUUAAUUAAUCGUUAGCUUUCACUGAUUAGGAUAAAUGUGACUGUGUUAGUAUAAAGUUGUUUAUGCACUUGUGAUUUAUUUGUAUAUGAAACCAAUUGUAAAGUUGAUUUGUAUCCAUACAUAUAGCGUAAGGCUUAGCUACAUCUGCUACAACAAAAUGUUA
This is a messenger RNA of Brassica oleracea var. oleracea, 1214 nucleotides long. RefSeq lists its product as uncharacterized. The coding region runs from base 161 to 1030 and encodes 289 amino acids. The transcript has a single exon. Lineage: Eukaryota; Viridiplantae; Streptophyta; Magnoliopsida; Brassicales; Brassicaceae. The record is from RefSeq and is a predicted model, not a curated record.